Micropterus dolomieu (smallmouth bass) is the source of this 14549-nucleotide messenger RNA. Its product is annotated as dynein heavy chain domain-containing protein 1. Gene Ontology annotation, biological process: microtubule-based movement. Gene Ontology annotation, cellular component: dynein complex. NCBI's taxonomy places the organism in Eukaryota, Metazoa, Chordata, Actinopteri, Centrarchiformes, Centrarchidae. The record is from RefSeq and is a predicted model, not a curated record. Gene Ontology annotation, molecular function: ATP binding; dynein intermediate chain binding; dynein light intermediate chain binding. The transcript has 44 exons. Bases 225 to 13817 code for a protein of 4530 amino acids.
UGCAAGGUAAAAGGUUAUAAACAGUUAAAAGGGCGCAUAUUGACCUUCACCAGCGGACCGACCAGCUCCACAACACAACGAAAGUUACUGUGCGUUACCGUGGCAACGAGCCGUCGACAACUUGUUCACAGCCAGACAUCCCAGAGUGAAGUCCUAAUGUGAUAGGCAAGACAAAGUUUGCGGUACCUAAAUCUGCUGAUGGUUUUCAUAGAGAGAUCAGCAGCAUGUUCGCUGCCCCUUCAAAGGAAAGAUCACGUAAUGGAGCUUCUCAGACCUGUGGUAAAGACACUACUAAGCCUGGAUCCAAGGUUAAGAAAAAGGCCCACUCUUUGGAAGUGAAUUUACCACCUCUAUGCCCGGAGCCACCUUCUCUCUCAGCAGCCUUUGUGGCCAGGUCUCUGUUGAGUUGUACCACCAUCCUCAGAAAUGUCCCCUCUGACAGACCUUUAUCAGUGGUGGAACUCCCUCGUCUUAUAGCCCAAGUAGGACCUGGGAGAGCCAUAGCUGACACAAAAUGGACUGAAGGGCCUCGACUAAUGGCCUCAGCAUUAGGGGCCGACAUCCCUGUCAGAACUGCUGAUGAAUUGACAGCACAGAGUAUUACAGAGAAAGAAUCAACUUGUAAGGACAGAAAGAUAGCGACCAAACCAAAUAAAGUUCCUCUCACUGGCACAGAGGUAGUUCAUAUCUUUGCCAGGAAAAGAGACCUGGGAGAAUUUGAGCUUUAUUACCUAAAAGAAGUGGAUCGAGACGCUAACAGACCCUAUGACCUGCAAGUGGUCCAUCCCAGUGCAGCUGGCUCUGAACACUACAUCUUCUCCCCUAAUACUGUACUACAUGUGACAGAACAGGGUUAUGGUGGACUUGUCAGUCUGGCAGAGUGGUACAGAGAGUCUAUGUUGUGGACAGCUUUGCAGGAAAUCCCUAUUUUCAGGGACUUCAGACUGCGGAAAGCUUUCACCUUGUGGCAUCGAAAUGUGCGCAAGAUCUGUUUUCAGCACAAGUGUGCAGAUCUGCAGGAUAUGCUGAUUGUAGCUGUACCUCAGUUCAGAAAUGCUCUUUUUCUGUUCACCAGAAUAAUUGAAGAACUAAAAGGGACACACCACCUGCCACAGGAGGAGUCUAACACCUAUACAUUGCAGGAAUUUAAGAAUCUACUAAUAACCAUGAACCAAGAGUGUCUGCAGAUAUUGGAGAAGUUAUCACAGUAUCACUCUGUCAUCCUAAAUGCGGUGGAAGAGACCAGCUACAAGGCACACCAGGAGCUGCAGCUGCACAUGGAAUAUGCUCAAAAGCCAAAUAAAUGCUACGAACCCAUUCACCUCCGUUUGGCUCACCAGAAGGAGCUAAAGAAACAGUUGUCCCGGUCUAAAGGCAUCUUGGAGAAACUGGGCAACUUUGCUGCUCUCCUCAAUCAAAUGAUUGUGCAGAGUCUCAUCACGAUCAUCCAACAAGAUGCCAUAUCUUUUCUCAACAAUGUUUUGAAGAGGAAGAAAUCUCAGCAGUGCUGUCUCUUCCACACUGAGCUGUGUUUCAGUGCCAAUAGUCGGCUGACUGUGGAGCCACCAGUACAUCUGUUCUCAGAAGCAGUGAGUGAAGCACUCCUGACUGUUGGCAACUCUAUAAUUCAGAUGUGUGACACUUGUGGAUUCUUCCUAGAGAACAGCAACAGUGUCGUCAGAUCUGGUUUUGCUCAGGAUUUAGCCUCUGACUUCAGUUGUAUCGAACAUCUUACUAUUAAAGCUGAGAAUAAGAACAAUGAUGGAAUGACUGGACGCAGAAAGUUUUGCUGCUGGCAAGUGCUCAGAGACCUGCCAUCUCGCUGGCUGGUGCUACCUAAACAGACAGUACAGGGCAACACGGUGCAUGGCUGCCACUAUCCACUCCGCAAGAGACAGCUGGAGUGGCAGAUCAGCAUCAAUGACAUUACAAAAAAGGUUGAGGAAGAGGAGGCCAAGAUCAUGCAGGAAGCUGAAUUAGAAAUUCAGCAGCUCUGUGAAAGCUACUCAUGGUUGGUGGACAUCCAGUUCUUCAUCAGCCAAUGGAGUCAAGCCAUAUUAGAAUCCAUGAAGGGUCAGCCUGCUUUACUGUAUCAGGAGCACAUAAAGAAGGUACACAACUGGACUGAAAGAAUCUACACAGUUCCCUCAUCAAUCUCUACCUCCAACCAGCUGUUCAUCAUCCAGUGCACUCGCAUAAAGGAACAUCUAGGGCAACAGCUGAGGUCCAUUGAGGAGGAAGUGCUAGAGCAGCUUGUUGAGCAGAUUAAGCUGCAAUCAGAAAGCCUCAUGUCAGACUUGGGGAGGGCUACUGCUGAACUCAAGACAGAACCCCAAGACUUACGAGACCUUUCAAAAUAUUCUCUUAUGGUGAGGGACUCUGUGAAAAUAUUGGCUGACACACAGAAACGUAUGGAGUACAUUCACUCCCUCCAGGACACUAUUUGCAUGAACUAUAGGAAGAUGACUCAACAGGAAGAGACUUUGGAAGAUAAGAUGCUGGCCACGUGGGAUUGCUUUAUUACCCUCUUCAAGCGAGCAGAAAGCAUUGUGUGCCAACAUCUUCCUUCAAUGGCUAAUGCAUUGGACACAAUGUACCCAUUCUUGGUCUGUGACUUUAAAAAUAUCAUUUCCAAAACUACAUCUGGACCCUUCCUUGACCCAAGCCAGAAUGCAGAAGAGAUGGUCUCCAAACUGAACCACAUGUGUUCACAUGUGCACAUUCUCAAUGCAAAGCUGGAACAACUUAGUAGAAACAGUCAAAACCUACAAGAGCAUCCAAUGGAUUUGACCAUUUUGACCACAGAUGUUCAGAAGGUCAAAGCCCGUAAAGAGUUGUGGGAUCUGAUAAAUGUGUACACAAAAUGGAUGGAAGAAUGGAAACAGUUGCUUUUCCAUGAGGCUGUGGUGUCACAAGCUCAGGGGAAAAUUGCCAAGUGGAAGGAGCAAGCUCUAUCUCUAACAAGUAUCAUACCUACCCAUGAUGCAGUACUGCAGGAGACUUUGGGAAACCUGGAAAGCUUAAGCCAUCAGCUUGUAGUCAUGUCAAAGCUGCAGAACCACACACUCAAACCCAAACACUGGAAAGCUAUUUUCGAAGGCAUGGGCCUACUGUAUGUCCCAGAGAAGAAGGUGACUGUUGCUGAACUGAUGUCUCUUGAAGUUGACCAGAAACAUAUUACCAAGAUAUGCAGGGAUGCACAAGCAGAGUGGAACAUGGAGCAGACCUUCCAAAAGCUUCGACAGGGAUGGGAAGCCAGACUCUUCCAGCUGGAUAAAUUUACUCUCCCUUUUUGGCAGCAUUGUGAGACACAGCUUGGUUUAGAGACAGAGAAGCCCAGAGAGGGCAUUGUUUCAAAUCUCCAAACUGCCGGUCAAAACUCCUCUAAUGAUGCAAGAUUCACUAUUAUUGGUCUGGAAAUACACUUUGCUGAGAUAGAGAACGAUUUGAUGACCCUGUCCGCCAUGAUGAGAUCCCCACACAGUGUUGAGUUCAGGCUGCAGAUGGAAGAUUGGUUCCAAUUGCUGCAAGAUCUUGGGAAGCUGCUUUAUAUAUUUGAAAGAUACCAGCAAAUAUGGGCCUUCUUGACCAAGAUAUUCCAUGAAACAUCCAUUAGUGUUCAGAGAGUGGACCUGCUGGAGCGAUUCCAACCAGUUGAUGAGACAUUUAAAGAACUUAUGCACUCUAUAUCAAAUGCUCCUCAUGUGUGGAACUUUGUUCAUUCCAAGAAGACUAAUGACAGAUUCCAUGGUAAUAGCCUUUGCCAGAUUCUCAUUGAUGGUCUGUCUACAAUGGAGGCUAUUUCCAACCAGAUGGUGGAUCUCCUGGACAUCCUGUGUGAACAGUUUCCAAGACUCUGGUUCUUGAGUGACAGGGAAGUGAUACAAUUACUCUCCUUUCACCCAACACCUUUCACACUGCAGUGUUUCGUAAGCAAAUGCUUUAAAGGUGUGCGCUGUCUUGAAGUGGAUUGUGAAAUUCCAUCUAAUACAAGAGAUGCAAAGAGCUGUGGGGCUACAUCUGAAGGCCACGAACAGAUGAAGGUGCUGGGUUUUUUUGGCAGCCUCCAGGAGCACAUUACCUUUCUGUCUCCUUUGGAACCAAAUCGCAAUGCCUUGGUUUGGCUUUGUGUCUUUGAGAAACAAUUAAAAUUGACCAUGGUACAUCUCACGAAACAAAGUGCUGUAGUGCGAAACCAGCUUGAACCACCCAGUCAAGGUUUGGUAGGUGAUAAAAAAUUUGGAGACGACCUGCUCCACAUUGCUGAUAGGAGGAAAAUUGAACUACCUGUGCUGGAUCUGCUGUCUGAAUAUCCUCUUCAGUGUCUGCUGGUGGCUGAGGAGGCUGUUUGGUACAGUGUUAUUCAAAGAGCCUUCCAAGAAUCGAGCCCAGUGAAGUUGAGCAACAUAAAAGCAUACAACUCUGCAAAACUGAAAAAGCUUGGCUGUUCCAUAAGGGAUGGAGUCAUGGGAGCAAAAAGUGAAUCUCUGGUAUCUAAGUACAUGACUAUGUGUUUGCGUGCUUUAGUGCAGCUUACAAUGAAUCAUGCACAGCAGCUAUCUCAACUCAUGGAGGUACAAGGUGUAUCUCUAGAGUCGUCUUUUGAGUGGCUAAGUUUAAUGAAGUAUCAUAUAAACUCAGAAGAUUGCAGUCUGACUGGAAAUGGUGAUCCAACAUGUUAUGUGGAUGUUUUGGGCCAUCGACUCCAAUAUGAUUAUGAGUAUUUUGGUCCAGAAGAUUGGGUGAUGGUUCAUACUCCAUCCACAGAUCGGGCGAUACUGGGGAUCCUUCUUGCUCUGACAGGCUACAGAUGUGGGUAUGUGAGUGGACCUUGCAUGUCUGGAAAGAAAAAGACUGUAGUCCAGUUAGGAAAAGCGCUGGGGCGACAGGUUGUCAAUGUACAGUGUUGUCCAAGCAUGAAGCCCAGUGUUGUUCAGCGGAUGCUGUUGGGCGCCCUCUGGACUGGAGCAUGGCUUCUGCUGGACUCCGUGGACUUGCUAACACAAGGGGUCUUGUCAUUACUGGGACAGCAUCUAGUGGACAUUCACCAAUCCUUUUCUGAUUUAACAAGAAAUAAGAAUCAAAGAGUGAAUGAGGAAGCAAAGACUGCUGAUGGGGUCACAGGUUGCAAAAACAUUGGUGAUUCAGAAUGCCAUAUGGUGCUUGCUGGGAAAUGCAUUUCUGCCAGCUUGAACUAUGGAUGUGUUCUCAUCUCAUCAAAGGGAUAUACAGCUGAGGUUCCAGAGAGUCUGCAAUGUGCAACCAGACCCAUUGCGUUAACCCAUCCAGAUUACAGGAUCAUUGCAGAAGUAAUGCUGACUUCCAAUGGUUUCUCGGAGGCCAGGUCUUUAAGUCGACAUCUGGUGUGCCUCAUCAGCCUGGCCAAGGAUUCCCUCUGUCUGCCUGAUUUCAUCACUGACGACCAGAGCUGCUAUCUCGUUGUCUUGCAAAAGAUCAUUUCCGCCUCUGCAAUACACUUUCAACAAAGUUUAAGGCAACAAGAAAUUUCGGAUGAGGCUAAAGGAUCGGCUGCUGAACAAACUGAUCUUGCAUCUUCACAAAAUGUGACAGCCAAAGGUGUUGAGAAGAAUAGAAAAGAAACUGAAAAUCCUUCCAGGUUGCGCUGUUCUCAUUUGUCAAUUAUACAGGGAUUAAUGGAGGAGACAGCCAUUGUCAAAGCAAUUCUCACAGUCUUGAUACCUGUUCUUUAUGAGCACAAAAAAGCCUCACAGUUUUACACCAUUUUCAAGGGCACAUUCCCUAUGGCCUGCCAUUUUUCUCUUUUCCAACAAUACAUUGACGAAGAAGAAAAUAAACAACUUAAAGAUGCAGUCACAGAAGAGUUACAAAGGAAAUAUUUUCAUUGUGAAAGUGAAAUCAUUUGCAGUGCUCUUACACUUUACCAGACCAUGAAGUUCUCUAAGGCAGUUAUGCUUAUAGGCCCCUCAGGUAGUGGAAAGACAGCCUGUUACUGUGGUCUAGCUGGAGCACUCAAUCGCCUGGCUGCCAAGGCAGUGGAAUAUGUGUUUGAAAAUGAUGAUCUGAUUGAAGGAGAUAACCCACAGCUAGAGCCACAUAUCUCUGCAUCAACCUGGAACUUUGUUGACACUGUGGUUUUAUUUCCUAACGCCAUGUCUCAUGAAGAGGUAUUUGGCUGCUUCUGUGAGAAUAGAGGAUGGCAAGAUGGAGCUGUUGCAAAGGUGCUGAGAGAUUCAGAACGAUGUGAACCAACAAGUUCCACAAUCUGCAACAAUAAGAAAAAAAGUGAUCAGACACCGAUGGUGAAAUGGCUGGUAAUGGAUGGUAAUCCUGCGGGGCAGCCUGGCUGGUUAGAUCACUUAACCACGCUGUGCAGUCCUGAGGACCCCUUUCUGUGCCUGUCAUCAGGUGAAACACUACCAUCCCAAUCACAUCUUAAGCUACUAAUGGAGAUAACUGACCUACGUGACGCAAGUCCCUCUGCAGUGACCCGUUGCAGCCUUGUUUAUUUCACAGGUACUGAUCUGUGGAAGGCUGUGUGGAAGAGUGAAAUGGAGCUUUUCUCUUUUGAACACAAAUUGGAUCAAGGAACCGUGAAAAUGUGGAAUCAUCUGGCUGAAGAUCUCUUCUCUAGCACUCUUAGUUUGCUUAGGAAAAAGGCUUUAACCUCUGCAAUCCAUAAUGAAGGAGAAUCAUCUCAAAGCCUCCCAUAUGGACUGCAAGAAAUCAUGUCAUUCAUUCGGAUCCUACGAGCCCUCCUACAGCAUUUUAGAAAGAAAAUGGAAAAAACUGAGGCUAUACCACAAAUAGACAGAGAAGAUAUACCUCUACACAGAACGGACACAGCAGGCCGAGAUUCUCACACUAAACAAGACCUCCUGGCCAGAAACCUUUUUCUGGUGGCCUAUAUUUGGGGUUUUAGUGGACAUCUGCAUCCUCGCCACUGGCCACAAUUUGACUUACUAGCCCGUCAAGUAUUGUUUGCUUGCCGGUACAAAAUUGUGGUUCCUGAUGAAGAGGGUGUCUUUGAACAUUUUUUUAACAUUGAUAGCAACAUAUGCCCCAAGAGCACACUGAUGACAAAUUCCAUCACUCCCAAGUAUGGGAAAUAUACCUAUCUUCUGCACCUCAUGUUGGAGGCAAACCAGCCAGUGUUGCUUGUAGGAGAGCCCGGUUCUGGAAAAACCACUCUGUGCAAAAGUUUGCUGUGUUUUGACAAGCCACAUAUUAGCCUACCAGCCAGUCCCCUCCUGAGCUCCAGAGACCUGCGCACUAUCCUGAAAAAGAUCAGCUGCCGGAAGAACUCUAAAGGUACUCUGGGUUCCAUGUCAAAACAGCAAGGACUGCUUCUUUUUGUGGAUGAUUUGCAUGAAUCCCCCUGUGAUGUCUUUGGGAAGACGUCAACAGCUCUAGAGACGCUACGACAGAGUAUUUCAAAGAGAGAGGUUCUAACAUUUGACGACUAUCAUUUCAAGUUAUUGAGUUCUGGAAGCAUCAGCUACAUGGCUACCUGUUGUGUCUUUGGAGUGGGCAGUCACAACAGUAGUGUGGUAUCCUGCAGGCUGUCACGUCUGUUCUCCAUCUUUGUGCUCCCUAGCCUAUGUAUGGAUAUUAUAUUGUCCAUCCAUUCUCCUCGGCUAGAAGUCUGGCUCAAAGAUAUGACACUUAAGCAGGGUGGUAAGGAAAUGGCACGUUGUAUCAUCACUGCAACUCAAAACCUGUAUCAUGCAGUAUGUGAUCAAUUCCAGCCAACUGUGCAAAGGCCCCAUUUCAUAUUUUCCCACCAUGACCUUCAGAAGGUGUUUCGGGGGAUGUGCCUGUGGCAGUCUGACAUCCCAAACACAGGGACAAUGCAGAAAAAGGACUAUUCACUACCAGACUUUCCUCCAGUCCUACCCGGGCCUGCGGCAUCAGAUCUUAACAUAGCAUAUCUCUGGAUGCAUGAGUGCAUGCGUACAUUUGGUGAUAGAUUAUGCUCAGAGAAUGAAAGCAAAACUCUUGUGUCACUCAUAGCCAAGACAGCAACAACACACUACGGAAUUAGAUUGAUUGACGACACCCAGCCUGUCAGUUUAGGUGACCAAUCCACUGUCACAAGCCUUGCUAUUCACACACUACCCGUGGGCACAGCAGGCACAUGUAAACCAAUAGGUCAGAGUGUAAAUACACUAAAUCUGCCUCAAGAGCCAAAACCUGCUGGCCCGUCAGACCUGAAACAAUUGACUGAACCUUCCCUUCAGUAUGAAAACAAUUGCUCAGAAGAGGCAAGCCUGACAACUCACCCUCUGCAACCCCAUAUUAUUCAGCAUAUGGAGGCCACAAUGGCUAAGCUUUUAUAUGGCCCUGAGCUGUCUGAGGCCCUGAAAUCAAUGAAUCAGCAAAACAAUUUUAAAUGUAGCUGCUCAUAUCAGGACCGAGACCUUGAUGUACUACUUCAAGAGCUGUGUGCACUCAUUGACAGAAAAGAGGAAGACAAAGGACAGAAAGUUGAUAAUGACUACAACAUUACAACCAGAUACAUUGUACACAGACAGAGGGUGAGUCAGCUGUUACAUAUCCUGAGGGCUUUGCUCAUACCUGGAGGUCACGGAGUGCUGAUUGGCUCAGACGCAGGCACAGGCCGCAAAACCACUGUGCGUUUAGCUGCCUAUGUAACGGGUCACCAGUUAAUGGAGGUGCAUCCUGGUAAUGAGAAUAAGUUGCAUGAAAUCCUAAAAGAGGCUGGGAAUCGAACUCGAGUGAAUGGAGUUAAUGUCAUCAUACUGGUCCAUGAAGGAAUUAGCCAGUCUGUCAAAGAAGAACUAUUGGUGGCGAUGGCCCACACAACCUACCCAGGGCUCUGCACAGAUGAGGAGUUAAGAAACCUUGUUUCCAGAGCGACUGCUGUGAAAAACUCAAGAAGAUACCUUAUGAACAGUUGGGUGUUUGACAAGUACUUGAGCCAAAUCCACAGAAAUGUACAUGUGUUCCUGCUGCUCCCCUUCGCUGUGAUAGACAGCAGUGAAAUACCUGCCAACAAUAAAACCCAUGGAUGGAAUGCACUACUGACCAAGGCCCUGAGCGUCAGUUGCUGUGUGGAGGUGUAUCAGCCUUGGUCCAACAAGUCUUUAGUGGAAGCUGCUGCUCAGUGCCUCAAAGGUAGUCCCGACAAAAUAUUAGUGGAGAGAGAAGGCUCACAGGCCAGCCUGUCUGUGGCUAUGGCAGGCAUCCAUCAAUCUGCAUGUCAAUAUGCUUCUGUCUUCCUACGAGCUCAGCCUUUCAGCCCUCAGACUUAUAUGGAGUUUAUUGCCCACUUUGGUUACCUCUGCAACCAUCUGCAGAAGCAACGGCAGAGCCAAGCUAAUAGAGUUGCCACUGUUUUGUCUCAUUUGGAUUUCAUGAACAACACAGUUGCGCAGUACAAACAGCACUUAAUAAGACUGCAAGAGAAGGUUGCUGAGACACAGCAGCGUGUUAAAGAGCUCCUCAGAGCUGUAGAUUAUCAGACAAACCUGCUUAAGGAAGCCAAGGCGACAUGUGUAGUGGAGGAGAACAAGCUGUAUCAUCUGGAAGAGCAGAUAAAUCACGCUCAGAAACAGGUGAGACCUGUGUUCCUGUCUGGCGUCAAGAUUCUUAAUUGUCUGAAUCCAUCAGACCUGGAGGAGGUGCGCCACUACAGAGAUCCACCUGAUGGGGUGGUGAAAAUCAUGGAUGCCAUUUGUUUGCUGUUUAAUCGCUCACAAGGGUGGGAGAGUGCUAAACAGCUUCUUGGACAAUCCAACUUUUUCCAGGAGUUGGAAUUUUUUGACCGCUACAGUCUGAGAGAUGAACAGCUGCAGCAGCUCGGACAAAUAGUUCACAGUCCACAUUUUGUGCCAGAGUCUGUGCGAGAGGUGAGCAAAGCCUGUGAGUCCCUGUGUCGAUGGGUCCAGGCUGUAUAUGAGAACUGCUGUAUGCAACAACAACUGUUGGUGAAGCAGCAAUUGGAGUUGCUGGCCAAAGAGGCACAUGGUCAGCUUCACCAGGCCAAGCAGCGCAAGAAGGAUGCAUACCAUCAUCUAGAGAAUGUCAAGCUUCAGCUGCAGUUGGUACAACAAGAACUGGAGGAGCAACUGCAGGGACUUCACACCGCUGAGACCUUAGAAAAAGAAACUACUUUAGCUGCUGGGCAGUUGGAGACACAAAUCAGAGACUGGAGGGCUGCUGCUCAGGAGGCAGAGUUAAAUAUCCAAAGCCUACCAGGAGAUGCCCUUAUCCUGGCAGCAGUUAUCUCUUAUUUAGGCCCCUUUGCACCUGAUAUGCGCACAGAACUUCUUAGCAAGUGGAGGGAGCUAUGUCAGACAGGAAGCAUCAACAUAAACCCAGAGGACCCCAGAACCUCCCUGUUUAUACACUCUGAGGCUGCACCUUCUUACCCCCUUUUUGGCUUUCCCAUCCCUCUGUCUGAGAGGCUGCCUCUGGAUCAGGCGUUAGGUAUGCUCCAGGAUGCCUCACCUGCCAGAAUGGUUGUAAAGCUGCUGCUGUGGGGCUGCAGGCGUGCCUGGGUAAAACACUGGCCGCUACUGGCAGACACCCAGCAACAUCUAGAUAUAAGCUCUCAAAGCUGGCUGAUCACAGGAGAGAAUGCCAAGCUUGAGAAGGAGACAGAGUGUGGAAUGGUGGUUUGUGCUGAUGAUCCAGAGCUGCUGGACAAGCUGGACCAGGCUGCGGAGAAAGGUUCAAGAGUCCUGGUAACUCACAUGGAACGUGCGAUUCCCAGUCCACAGUUUCUGGCCAGAUUGGUACGCCCUGCUGGAUGUUGUCUUCCAGGGUUAAAACAGCAUGUUCAGCCCACCCACCCUGAAUUCUGUCUCUUCCUUAGCACCCAUCUGCCUGUCCAACUGCUUAGUAGUGAGAUCCAUCCGUCCAUCUUAGCUCAGGUACGUGUGGUUGACCUCUCUCUGAGCUCAGAAGAGAUCCAGGAGCUGAUGCUGACACAGCUGCUGCGGUCUGAAUGUAAAGAGCUGCUGAUUCAACACUUGCGUUUCCAGAAUGACAAGCAGUUGCUGCAGGAGAAACUGAUCGCAGAAGAGGAUGAUCUAAUGGACUACAUCCUGCAGCAUAACACCUCACUGCUGGGGGAUCUUCACCCCCGCAUGGCUGUUUGUCAAGAAGCAAUGAAGAACCUGCAGGCUGAGAUCCAGCAUCUGAGUGAAGAGCUGGACUACCAUGAGUCCCUGCUGGCUACGCCCCGACAAUUAAUGAGGCUGGCUGUUGCCCUGUACCAGGCUCUGCAGGAGGUGUCCAGUCUUUCCCCUGCCUACUACUUUUCCCUACGGGGCUUCAUCUCAGUUAUGCAAGAGGCCUUCAUUGUGAAUGAUAGGCCUUUUGUGUCAUAUUCUGGGAAAGUACCUGGGGGCAUAAUACCAGAGGUCACACACCGGAUGGUAGCCCAGCUGCUGGGCCAGUACAGGCCUUGUCUCCUCAAGAACCAUGUCGCUGUUCUGAAGCUGCUGGUGUCUGUGGUUCUGCUCCAACACAACCAGCUCUGCUCUGAGGCUGAGAGUGUGGCAUUCCUCAGGGGCCUUCAAGACAUAGAACAUCCUGUCAUUAAAGAACAAACCUGUUCCCCUACCCCUGCUGCCUCACAGUCCACCAGGGCUCUGCCCAGCUGGAUAACCCCCCAUAUCUACCCAGAGCUCCUCUGCUUGGAGAAGAUCCCAGUCUUCAGAGGGUUGAUUGCCUCUCUCUCCACUUACCCCAUGCAGUGGCAAGAGUACCUGCACUUCACUUCCUCCACUGUAGCAGGUGCUGUUCCCUGUCGCUCACAUUCACAUCUAUCCCUGCUACAGCGGGCUCUCCUCUGGAAGACCCUGCUCCCAAACUGCCUGGAGGGACUAGCUGAGGCUAUGGCGGCUUACUUCCUUUGCGUGCCUGGACAGAUAACAGGGGCUGAGGCCCCUCACACUGGGAACCCAGAGGCUCUCUCACGAUAUCUUGCCAAACAUGAGGGACCCAUCAUCCUCACUUUGCCCAGUCCAAGAGGAGAUAAGUGGACAAGCAUUCAGCCUUUUCACUUAAUAAACAGAUUGGCCAAAUGUAUAGCAGAAACAAAGGAGGUUCAGGUGAAAAUCGUUUCUUUUGGAACUGUGUGUGACAGAGAGGUGAUUCUCUCAAUGCUCAACAAAGCUGCUAAAGAUGGUCACUGGUUGGUUUUUAACAACUGUCACCUGUUGGAACGAUGGGAUGAUAAAGUAGUGGCUCACCUCAGUCAGCUGAUGUCCUCUUUCAGAGAUGAGCGAUGCCUGAUUCACCCGUGCUUCCGAUUGUGGUUUAUUACUCAAGAAUAUGCAUCAUGCUCCAUACCAGCGGCAGUACGGAUGUGUGCACUGCCUCUGGUCUGUGACUCUCCCUGGGAUCUGAAGGAGGAGCUAAGCUGUUCCUUGCGACAAGUGGCGUCCAUCAUAAGGUGUCAGUCACUGUCGGGGGUCACAGCAGACCUCCUCCGCUGUGCCAUCUUCCACUCUGUGUUACUGCAGAGACAGACCUAUAAAUACUUAGGCCAAGGGAGAAUAUACAAUUGGAGCCAGGCAGACCUCCAGGUUUUGAUGGAUGCACACAUUUGCAUUGCUAGUCUCUGCCAUGAUAAGACAAAGGCUUUGCAGUAUAUUGCAGUCAGUCUAGUGCAUGGCGCCCAUGUGAUAGACUCUGCAGAUUUGGAAGUGGUGGAGUGCGUUGCCAAGACCUGCCUCAGCAGAGUGUCACCUCUCUUGGGCAGGGGACCACACAUCCUCUCAAAAAUGAUCAGCAAUCCUGAUCACUUUGAUUUGUCAGGACUACUGCAGAUUUUAGAGCACGAUCUUCAGAUUUCAGUGAACAUCAGUGACCUCUUUGUACUGGGCUUCAGUACAGAUGUGGCAGCUGAGAUAAUCAAGAUCAAUAGCCACAAUUUGAAUAUACUACUGCAGGCCUCCCAGACUCCUCUAAGAACAGUGGGGAGUUUCUACACUCAGCUAAAACUGCCCACCACACUGCCAUCCUACAGCCAUACUAGAGACAGACUGCAGGCUCUGAAGAGUUACCUCAUACUCAAGAAUGACAGCACAGUUACAAAUGCAGGAGCUGCUUCUCACAGUCCCCUACGUGGCUUCCUCCAGGCUGAGUGGGAUGAUCUGAUUGAUUCGGUGUCCUUGCUCCUCUCACAGCUUCAACAGCCCAUUCAAUACAGCACGCCGAACUUCGCUUCCCUCCUCAAGCUCACUGACUUGUCUCACUUAGAGAGGAGGGCAGAGUUGCUCAGUGCUUAUCUCUGGCACCACACCACUUCAGAUCCACCUGGUGCCUACCGACUAUCUGCUUUCAAAAAUCCCAGAGGGUUUCUGGCAGCCGUCAUGAGAGAGGCUGCUCAAUUAAAUCGCAAAUUUAUCAGUGAUAUAGCCCUGCAUUUUCAGGUUCUGAAUGAUAGUACAUACCACGCCUCACUUCCCCUGGACGCUGUGUAUUUGUGUGGCCUGGAGCUGAGAGGGGCAUCAUGGGAUGCACAGCAAGGAGCCCUAGAGAACACAGACUCGCUGCAGCCAUGCUCACUGCCCUUUGUUUGUGUCAAGGCUCAAGUCAAGAGCACAAAUAUUGACCGAGAUAUCUUCCCUUGUAAAAGGUCACAUUUAAAGGAUGCCAGCAAUGUCCAGGUCGCACAUGCUUCUCCAUCGAUUGCCUCACAGUUACCACUCUAUCACUGCCCCCUCUAUCUCAAUGGAGAGCGGGAGAGUGGAAACUGGGGACUGGCAGAUGUUAACAUUAUCACUAUGCUUCCACUUCAUGCCAAGCUAAAUCCUGUUUUAUGCAGUUUGAGAAGGGUGAGGCUAGUGAGUAUGCUCUGACCUGCUGUGAUUCAUCAGACCGGCGCUCAGAUGCUUUUGCUGAAUAAACAACUGUAGAUUGAUAAAAGAGUCCUUACUCAUACUACAUGAAAAAUCUUGUGUAUGUAUUUGUCAUUAGGACAACUGUUCACAUAAAUGUAUGUGCCUUUCUGUUGCUGUAUAAUGCCUCUUUACACAUUACGUUAUUUAAUGUUUUGAAUAUUUGAUUUUCAUUAAAGUCUUUACACAAUGUCAUAAUGGCAAUUUAUAGCAUUUUGUGUUAUCCACCUGGCAUCACUGUUGGGUGUGGUCUUGUUCACCUGUUACCACACUGAACAGUGAUGUCAUUUUGUACUGACCCAGCUGACUCACCUCUAGUAGUACACCUCUGCUUCAGCUGGUUUUCAGUUGUUUUGAAAGCUGUUAAAAUGAUGAAUGUCUAUUCGCAUUUGAUUUCGCACCAACAAGUAAAAACACACAUAAAAUACCCUCAAAUAUACAUGCAGUUAUCCUCUGUUCUCAUUUUUUCUGUAUUGUAUCACGUUGUAAUUUUGAAAUAUUUUUGUAAAUAGCUGUCUAGAUUUAUGUAGCAAAAACAUUACACAUAUUUAUAAUCAAUUUACACUCACACAAAUGUGUAAACAUUACAAAGCCAUUUAUGUCAGGACGCGUGUAUUUAGUUUUAGCACUUUAGCACACAAAGUCUGCAUAACUUGUAAACAGUAAAAUAAAUAGCACUUUUUAUUGCUUAAA